CCGGAACUUCAUAAAAAAAAAAGAUAAAGUAUAAAAUGGCAACGCUUGCACCAUUAAAUCUAAGAAAGCAAAAAAAAGCGGUGAAAAACGGUAUUUCUGUCGAGAUUCCAGAGAAUUUUCAAAGUGUACUUUGUAAAUUUAAAGCAUUAGAUGGAACAAGUAGUAUAGGGUCUACAUUGAUUCCAGGGAAUAUAUCAAUAAGAGAUCUUGGAAAACUUUUGAAUAAACUGUUAAAUAAUAACGAACAAAUACCAUAUAUAUUUUCAGCAGAAAUAGAAGGAAAAUGGAUAGAAAUAAAGGAAAAUUUAUAUUCAUCAAUAUUUCAUAAUAAUUUAAAAUCUACGGAGGAUGAAUUAACAUUGAUAUAUAUACCACAAGAAAAUUUCCGUGUUCGAGCUAUUAAUCGAUGUACAGCAACAAUAAGUGGACAUGAUAAGGAAAUUCUUUGUGCACAGUUUUCACCAAGGAGUAGUUCAUAUUUUUCUACAGGAAGUGGAGAUGGAAAUGUUAGAAUAUGGGAUUGCGAUACGGGGACAGCAAUGCAUACUUUAAAAGGACAUUGUAAUUGGGUUCUUUGUGUAUCAUGGUCUCCUGAUGGAAAAUUAGUUGCAUCAGGAAGUAUGGAUAAUACAAUUCGAUUAUGGGACCCUGAAAAAGGAAAAAAUAUUAAAGAAGCAUUUAAAGGUCAUACAAAAUGGAUAACAUCAUUAUCAUGGGAACCUAUACAUUUAUCAACAGAAAAUUCAUAUCGUCUUGCAUCAUCAUCUAAAGAUACUACUAUUAAAAUAUGGGAUAUUAAUUUAAGAAGUGUACUAUUAACAUUAUCUGGUCAUAAAUCGAGUGUAUCGUGUGUAAAAUGGGGUGGAAAUGGAUGGAUUUAUUCAGCAUCUCACGAUAAAACAGUAAAAAUUUGGGAUGGAAAGACUGGAAAACUUUUACAUACGUUAUUAGCUCAUGCACACUGGGUUAAUACUAUGGCAUUAUCUACAGACUUUGUUUUAAGAACAGGCGCUUAUGAUUAUACUGGAGUCAUACCAUCAUCUUUUGAAGAAAUGAAAUCAAAAGCAAAAAAAAGAUAUGAUGAAAUCAUUGCAUUUGGGGGAAAUAAAGGAGAGAGAUUAGUUACAGGUAGCGAUGAUUUUACUAUGUAUUAUUGGAAUCCAGAAGAAUCUAUUAAACCAAUUAAAAGAUUGACAGGUCAUCAAAAUCUAGUUAAUCAUGUUUCAUUUUCACCAAACGGGCAAUGGAUUGCAUCUGCAUCAUUUGAUAAUUCUGUAAAAAUUUGGAAUGGUUUAACUGGAGAAUUUAUUGUAACUUUAAGAGGACAUGUUGCAUCUGUAUAUCAGUGUUCAUGGUCAAAUGAUUCUAGAAUGCUUGUUAGUUCAUCAAAAGAUACGACAUUAAAGGUAUGGGAUAUACAUGAAAAAAAAUUAAAAUGCGAUUUAUUUGGACAUGCUGAUGAAGUAUUUGCUUGUGAUUGGAGUCCAGAUGGUAUUCGAAUAGGGUCAGGUGGAAAAGAUAGAGAUACUAAAAUAUGGUCUUUUUAAAAUAAUGUUUCAAAUAAUUAAGAAUAUUAAUCACUGUAA
This is a messenger RNA of Pneumocystis carinii B80, 1586 nucleotides long. RefSeq lists its product as hypothetical. Lineage: Eukaryota; Fungi; Ascomycota; Pneumocystomycetes; Pneumocystales; Pneumocystaceae. Gene Ontology annotation, biological process: ribosomal large subunit assembly. The transcript is spliced from 10 exons. The record is from RefSeq and is a predicted model, not a curated record. Gene Ontology annotation, molecular function: protein binding. Gene Ontology annotation, cellular component: nucleolus. Bases 36 to 1547 code for a protein of 503 amino acids.